CGGCGCCAGGAGCGUCGCGCGAGCUCGCGAGGGAGCGGUUCGGCGAGCGCGCGUGGGAGCUUCGCUGAGCGCGCGCCCCCGCGCGCGGGACGUCGCCGCGGGGCGGCGCGGGCCGCGGCGGGGAGCGCGGCGGAGCUAGCGGGGCCGCGCCAGCAGGGGAGCGUUGCCACAACACUCGCGGGCGUGCGCGGUCGAGACAAACCCAACACUCGUCGCGCUGCAGAGCGGCGAUGCGGGGACGGUGCGGGUCUCGUCCGUAAGAGAACACAUCCGAGCUCGUCGCAGCCCACAAAACACACGUCGCGUCUCCUCCCUCUUAUCCACUCAGCUCAUGAUCUCGCGUACUCGCGUCUCUCUUGACGCUCCUCGUCCGCGACAUCACAACAAAACAAGCGGUGAUAAUCUACGAGGAGCGUCGGUAACUCAAUAUCUGGAUGAAUCCAGCAUCACUAACUCUGCUAUCGUCUAUCUCUAUAUCUCUCUCUCUCUAUCUCUCUCUCUCUCUAUCUCUCUCUCUCUCUCUCUCUCUCUCUCUCUUGUCGGAGUGCAUGCUGGGAGUGAGUCGGGAAGCAGGAACGAUUGUGUACCUAGGAGAAGAGGGGACUAUGGAAAAAAAUGUGAAUGGAGUGGUUGAAAUGGUGGAAGGGAGGAAGAGGAGAUGGCGUUGGUUGUUAUCUCGUAUGUCAUACAGGGGGCGCACUAUUAUUGUUAACAAUGUGGUUGCGUCUGCACUGUGGCAUUGUUGUCAGUUUUAGAGCCACCAUCUGGCCUUCUGGCUAAAAUACAGGUGAUUAUUAUAGAUUUAUUUUGGGAUAAAUGUCAUUGGGUUCCACAAAGUGUUUUGUAUUUGUCAAAAGAGGAGGGGGGACAAUGUAUUGUACAUCUUGCUAGUAGGGCUGCUGCUUUGUGGUUGCAGUUUAUUCAAAGGUUCCUUUAUGGACCGGAAAAUGUGGUUUGGAGAGGAGUGACAGGUCUUGUAUUACAGCAGGAAGUAAUACAAGGUUUAAAGAAGGCUUUAUUUUUGGUUGAUAGUAGCCAGAUUUCUAGGGAGGGAGUACCUCCGUUUUACAGAGGCUUUCUUAGGGUGUGGAGCAUAAUGAAGGUGUCCAGACGCACUUCAGCGGAGUCAGUGCAUUGGCUGCUGGAGGAACCUCUGGUGUAUGGGGCAAGACUGGAUUGUACAACUGCAGCUGUUCCACAUUUCUUCAAGAUUCUGGUGAAGGGCAAAAUCAUCACCCUAAAACAGUUAAUGACUAUGGCUGGGCCCACCUUAAUGGAUGGAGGACGGGUGGCUGAACAUUUGGGGGUGAGGUCGGAAAGGAUUGUCGGACAACUGCUGGGAAGCUGCAGGAAGGCUCUGUCAGCAGAAGAGUGGGUUAUGCUUAAUAGUCACAAGAAGAAGGUACAAGAUGAAAACAUCCCAUUUCCAAGACUAGGGAUUACACCCAAUAUCCCAGAGUCAGAAAGAAAGGCGUUAUUACUGGAUUUGAGAGGGUUGGAGGAGGUGGGUUUGGAUGAGGUGAAUGGGAAAGACUUUUGUAGGGGGGGUUUCAAGAUUUUGAAUAAAGAUACAUUGAAAAAUAGAAAAGACACUCCUUGGAGGGUAAAAUUGGGCAUUGAUGACAAGGUAAAGCUAGCAUGGAGAGUUCUGUACAAGCCACCGUUAAAAAAGGGCACUGGUGAUAUGCAAUGGAGGGUUUUGCAUGGCAUCAUUGCAGUUAAUGCUUUUGUAUCUGUUAUUAACUCAGAUGUUGGAGAUGGAUAAGUAAAACAAUUUUUCACUGUUUUAUGGAGUGUGAGAGGAUAAAGCCUCUCUUUAUUUACAGCUGUAGCAGGGAUGUUCAAUAACACUGUUUUUAUUUUGGGGUUUCAAUAUAGUAAGCAACAGAAAAGAAAAUGUAAACUGUUACAUUUUAUUUUGGAACAAGCUAGGAAACAUAUGGGCAGGAUGUAUGAUGUGUUUUUAAAGGAUUAGUCAAAGCGAGAAUAAAAGUGGAUUUUGAGUUCUUCUCAGCUGUAAAAGAUCUCCCAUUGUUUGAGGAGAAGUGGGCUUAUUGUCACGAUCGUUCAAGGAAGUGACGGACCAAGGCGCAGCGUGGUAAGCGUACAUUUUAUUUGUACUCAACACACGAUCAAAACAACAAACCAAACGAUACGUGAAGUCUUAGGUUAACACCAAAACAAACAUUACGGAACAAGAUCCCACAAAUAACUAGUGCCAACAGGCUGCCUAAGUAUGGUUCCCAAUCAGAGACAACAAGCUACAGCUGCCUCUGAUUGGGAACCACCCUGGCCAACAUAGAUAUACAUGAUCUAGAUCAUGAACAUAGAAAAUAAAACAUAGACACUACACACCCUGGCUCAACUUUUAAGAGUCCCCAGAGCCAGGGCGUGACAGUACCCCCCCCCCCCCCCCAAAGGCGCGGACUGCGACCGCGCCAACCAAACACAAGAGGGUAGGGGCCGGGUGGGCAUUCCGCCUCGGAGGCGGAUCCGGCUCCGGGCGUGACCACCACUCUCUCUCUACCCCCCCCGUAAUGCCCCUGGUCUGGUCUGGCCCCGCUGGCCGGAGCUGGACUGGACAUCGGUGGAGCGGAUUGCUCUGGCUCCGGUGUGGAGCAGCUGACCGGUGCCGGACCAGGCACCGGUGGAACAGGCAUGGACUGUGCCGGACUGACGACGCGCACCACUGGCUUGGUGCGGGGAGUAGGAACGGGCCGGACCGGGCUGACGACGCGCACCACUGGCUUGGUGCGGGGAGCAGGAACGGGCCGGACCGGGCUGACGACGCGCACCACUGGCUUGGUGCGGGGUGCAGGAACGGGCCGGACCGGGCUGGCGACGCGCACCACUGGCUUGGUGCGGGGAGCAGGAACGGGCCGGACCGGGCUGGCGACGCGCACCACUGGCUUGGUGCGGGGAGCAGGAACGGGCCGGACCGGGCUGGCGACGCGCACCACUGGCUUGGUGCGGGGAGCAGGAACGGGCCGGACCGGGCUGACGACGCGCACCACUGGCUUGGUGCGGGGAGCAGGAACGGGCCGGACCGGGCUGACGACGCGCACCACUGGCUUGGUGCGGGGAGCAGGAACGGGCCGGACCGGGCUGACGACACGCACCACUGGCUUGGUGCGGGGAGCAGGAACGGGCCGGGCCGGACUGGGAACACGCACCACUGGCUUAGUGCGAGGAGCAGGAACGGGUCGGGCCGUACUGGGAACACGCACCACUAACUUAGUGCGGGGAGCAGGAACGGGCCGGACCGGGCUGGCGACGCGCACCACUGGCUUGGUGCGGGGGAGCAGGAACGGGCCGGACCGGGCUGACGACGCGCACCACUGGCUUGGUGCGGGGAGCAGGAACGGGCCGGACCGGGCUGACGACGCGCACCACUGGCUUGGUGCGGGGAGCAGGAACGGGCCGGACCGGGCUGACGACACGCACCACUGGCUUGGUGCGGGGAGCAGGAACGGGCCGGGCCGGACUGGGAACACGCACCACUGGCUUAGUGCGAGGAGCAGGAACGGGUCGGGCCGUACUGGGAACACGCACCACUAACUUAGUGCGGGGAGCAGGAACGGGUUGGGCCGUACUGGGAACACGCACCACUAACUUAGUGCGGGGAGCAGGAACGGGCCGGACCGUACUGGGAACACACACCACUGGCCUUGUGCGGGAAGCAGGAAUGGGUCGGGCCGUACUGGGAACACGCACCACUGGCUUAGUGCGGGGAUCAGGAACGGGCCGGAUCGGACUGGUGACACACACCACUUGCUUGGUGCGAGGAGCGGGACUGGGUUUCCUUAUAAACCUCCGCUCCCUCUGCUGCCUAACCAGUUCCUCUCGCCGUGCCUCUACACUCUCCUUCUCCCUUAUUGCCUCCAGUAGCUCCUCCCUCUGACCAAUUAACUCCUGCUCCCUCAUGACCAAUAGCCCCCGUAACCUGGUGGCCUCCUAUUCUGCAGAUUUGCCCUGUAGCUGCCUCCUGCUGCCCAGUCAUCCACGCCGUGUGCCCCCCCCAAACAUUUUCUUGGGGUUGCCUCUCGCGUGUCCGUCGUCGGCACGGUUGACGCCAUUUCUCCUCUCCUACCUGGGCCUCCUCAUUCAUCGCCCUCCGGUAACGGACGGCCUCCUCCUCCGUGAUUCUCCCCCAACCGAGGAGGACAUCUACCAACGUUACCUCAUGUCUAGUUCCCGGCGUUAGCUCCUGAACACGCUGCUUGGUCCUAUUUUGGUGGGAUCUUCUGUCACGAUCGUUCAAGGAAGUGACGGACCAAGGCGCAGCGUGGUAAGCGUACCUUUUAUUUGUACUCAACACACGAUCAAAACAACAAACCAAACGAUACGUGAAGUCCUAGGUUAACACCAAAACAAACCUUACGGAACAAGAUCCCACAAAUAACUAGUGCCAACAGGCUGCCUAAGUAUGGUUCCCAAUCAGAGACAACAAGCUACAGCUGCCUCUGAUUGGGAACCACCCUGGCCAACAUAGAUAUACAUGAUCUAGAUCAUGAACAUAGAAAAUACAACAUAGACACUACACACCCUGGCUCAACUUUUAAGAGUCCCCAGAGCCAGGGCGUGACACUUAUGAAGGAGCGGUUUGUUUUGUGGAGGAGGGGAAUCUAUUUUUUUAAAAAGAAAUCAGUUGAAUGUGUGUAUAUGCUUUUUUAUUUUUAUUUAAUUUAUUUGUAUGUUUUCAUUUUUAUUUAGGAUUGACACAUUCGUUGUUUCAUUUCUGAAAAGGCACAGUGUGCCAUUAUUUGUGUUAAUACUAGAGUAUAAAAUAAAGGUAUCUCUCUCAAUUCAAUUUUUCAAUUUAAGGGCUUUAGUGGCAUGGGAAACUUAUGUUAACAUUGUCAAAGCAAGUGAAGUAGAUAUUAAACAAAAGUGAAAUAAACAAUAAAUAUUAACAGUAAGCGUUACACUCUGAAGUUCCAAAAGAAUAAAGACAUUUCAAAUGUCAUAUUAUGUCUAUAUACAGUGUUGUAACAAUGUGCAAAUUGUUAAAGUACAAAUGGGAAAAUAAAUAGGUCACAAAUCUUGCUGCUGUGUAAGGGAGUUUAUCAAAAUUGGGUUUGUUUUCGAUAUUCUCUCUCUCUCUCAAGGAAAUAGGAAAAUAAUAGUUCUUAAUAAGAAUAAUGUCAUAUUUCUAAGACCACGUCUUUACGUAACAAACUGAUAAAGACUAAAGACAUAAAGUCCAUUUGCGCUGAGCAGAGGGCGGCCUCUAAGAACAUUUCAAUUUCUAUGUUCAUAUUACUUUCUUAUAACUUUUUCUGUCUGCCUCAUCCAUUUUUCAUAAUUUGAAUGAAGUUAAGAUUUUGUAAGGAGCUGUCUUUUUUAUUCCUUCAGUAGAUGGAUUUCAUGCUUAUGCAAGCUGGUUUGAAUGCUAAUUCUGGAUUUUAAGUAGGCUCUACAACAGCAUGGACUCAAAUGCCUUUUGAAUGAUCAAGUGGAGAAAGUCAUUUUAGUGUACAAAAGCCAAAGUCCCAAAACUGCUGAUACUGGGGUGUUUUUUUGAUAUAGUCAGUUUUGUACAUUUUUUAAAUUAGGAUGGAGUGUAGCCUACUGUAUGGGCUCUGUCAUAUACAGUAAUGGUUUCUGUCAAACAGAUGAGACCACUGAUAUUGUCUGUCUGUCUGUCUGUCUGUCUGUCUGUCUGCCCAUACUCCCCAAACCCACCUGAUAUAACCCUCUGAUGAUUACUGCAGGACCAUGUUUUUAUGUGUCCUUCAAGAACAUUGAUUUGUAGCCUUCACUUUGAAUGAAAAGCUUGAAAAGUGGUUAAAAACAGUCGAAAUGACUGGACUGCAAUAGAUUCUGUCCAAAAGUCUAAUGCUCACCUUUGUAACACAGCUACCUUGUUAUUCUGCCCAUUCAAAAAUAUUCUCUAUUUGCUCAAAGUAAGUAUUUGUAAAAAAUGGCUGUGUUGGUUUUGUUCCAGAGCGGUUCAACGUGUACCUGAUGCCCACUCCCAACCUGGAUAUCUAUGGGGAGUGUACAAUGCAGAUCACCCAUGAGAACAUCUACCUGUGGGACAUCCACAACGCCCGCGUCAAACUGGUCAUGUGGCCCCUCAACUCACUGAGGAGAUACGGACGAGACUCCACUUGGUUCACUUUCGAGUCAGGAAGGUAUGUUUGUGUGUGUGUGUGUGAGAGAGAAUCCAUCAGGUUCACCUAUGAGACAGAAAGGUAUACUCACAGUGACACAUGGUCACCUGCUUAUCUGCUUCAUAGGAGUCCCUUUCACAUCUCUCCUGGAGCUGACCCUAACCCAUUAACAUCUCUCCUGGAUCUGACCCUAACCCUAACCCAUUCACAUCUCUCCUGGAUCUGACCCUAACCCUAACCCAUUCACAUCUCUCCUGGAGCUGACCCUAACCCAUUAACAUCUCUCCUGGAUCUGACCCUAACCCUAACCCAUUCACAUCUCUCCUGGAUCUGACCCUAACCCUAACCCAUUCACAUCUCUCCUGGAUCUGACCCUAACCCUAACCCAUUCAUAUCUCUCCUGGAUCUGACCCUAACCCUAACCCAUUCACAUCUCUGCUGGAUCUGACCCUAACCCUAACCCAUUCACAUCUCUCCUGGAUCUGACCCUAACCCUAACCCAUUCACAUCUCUCCUGGAUCUGACCCUAACCCUAACCCAUUCAUAUCUCUCCUGGAUCUGACCCUAACCCUAACCCAUUCACAUCUCUCCUGGAUCUGACCCUAACCUAUUCACAUCUCUCCUGGAUCUGACCCUAACCCUAACCCAUUCACCUCUCCUGGAUCUGACCCUAACCCAUUCACAUCUCUCCUGGAUCUGACCCUAACCUAUUCACAUCUCUCCUGGAUCUGACCCUAACCCAUUCACAUAUCUCCUGGAUCUGACCCUAACCCUAACCCAUUCACCUCUCCUGGAUCUGACCCUAACCCAUUCACAUCUCUCCUGGAUCUGACCCUAACCCAUUCACAUCUCUCCUGGAUCUGACCCUAACCCUAACUCAUUCACAUCUCUCCUGGAUCUGAUCCUAACCCUAACCCAUUCACAUCUCUCCUGGAUCUGACCCUAACCCUAACCCAUUCACAUCUCUCCUGGAUCUGACCCUAACCCAUUCACAUUUCUCCUGGAUCUGGGACCGGUUUAUCAGCAGGAGAGGAAAACUGGUCCCAUGGGUCCUGAUAAACAACACACACACACGCACAUAUGCACACACGAACACACACACACAGAGUUACAUUGGGAAUAGUCAAAACUUUUUCAAAGGAAGUUUGAACUCCUCUAAACAUGCCAGCAUAUCCACAUGUGCCACCCCCUUCAGGCUAUGAGAUGACAAGGUGUAUCUGCUUUCUGUAGGCAUAUCUGUACCUCACUGUUUCUUUGCGUGUUCUAACCUGUGUGUAUGUAUCUGUAAUAAAACUCUCUCUCCCCCCUCUCUCUCUCUUCUCUCUUCCCAUCCCUCCCUCCUCCCCCCCUUCUCUAGGAUGUGUGACACGGGGGAGGGUCUGUUUACGUUCCAGACGCGGGAGGGAGAGAUGAUCUACCAGAGAGUCCACUCAGCCACCCUGUCCAUCGCACAGCAACAUGAGAGGAUGUUGGUGGAGAUGAAGAAGAGCUCACAGGUAACACACACAGACACACAUAGUACACACACACACACACAUAAACAUUCCCUGUGGAUAUGGCCUAUGUUUCCUUCCCGCCUUCCUUAUUUUCUCUCUCUAUGGUCAGUAUGCUGUAUUUACGUAUGGUUGGCUAGGGGUUGAUGAGCCCUGGCCAUAUGGCCAUGUUCCUGGACACCCUCCAUAUGGGAACACUUCCAAAUACUGCAGUGUAUACUGAAAUACAUUAAUUACAUGAAGAGGUUGUGGAACACAGUGGACACUUUGGUUAUGGGUCAUCAUACCACAAAUAUGACUUUUAAGUUCUAAAGAGAUGUACUUGAUAUAAUUGAAAGAGAAAAGUGCAGUCACUAUAGUUUAAAACACCAGUUUGGCUUGGUUUUGAGAUUAAUUUCAUAUCAUGAUAUUGAUAAAAUGUGAAUUUGUACUGCAUGUCAUUUGUCCACAAUAUGCAGUAGCUACCUGUAAUGCCUGUGGCUGUUUUUCUUACUUUGCAUUCCCUAGAGGUGACUAUGCCCAGAGAUAACAAUUGCAUCCCAAAUUGCACCCUAAUCCCUAUCAAAAGUAGUGGUCAAAAGUAGUGCACUAUAUAGAGAAUCGGGUGUCAUUUGGGACGCAACCAACAUACUGAAGAUGAUGUUGUUGUUGUCUCUGUUUCAGACCCACUCCAACCAGACAACGUUAACCAAGUCCAUCUCUCUGCCUCGCAGUGCCUACUGGCAUCACAUAAUGCGUCAGAACAGCGUGGGAGACAUCUACAGCUACCAA
Molecule: messenger RNA, 8380 nt
Organism: Coregonus sp. 'balchen'
Lineage: Eukaryota; Metazoa; Chordata; Actinopteri; Salmoniformes; Salmonidae
Source: the annotation of a GenBank genome assembly